AUGCCUCCACGACCACUCUGGCUCAUCAAAGAAGACGAGAUCACAGAAGAGUUCUUGAAAGGAGGCAGAGGACCCGGUGGCCAGAAAAUUAAUAAGAGCAAUAGCAAGGUUCAACUAACGCAUAAACCUACGGGAAUUGUGGUUACAUGCCAAUAUUCGAGGUCUCAAGAGCUGAAUCGUAAGCGAGCCAGAGAGAUUUUGGCAUUGAAGUUGGAGGAGCUAGAAAAUCCAGACAAUUGCCGGACGGCAGUGAUUAACCAACGCAAAAUGAUGGUCAAAAAGAACAAGUCAAAAAAGUCGAAAAAAAAGUAUACCCAGGUUGACGAGGAUAGGCAGGCCCAGCCUUGA
Sungouiella intermedia is the source of this 348-nucleotide messenger RNA. Lineage: Eukaryota; Fungi; Ascomycota; Pichiomycetes; Serinales; Metschnikowiaceae. The record is from the annotation of a GenBank genome assembly.